AUGGCCAUCGACAAGAAGAGGAAACGUUCCGAGGGACAGGGAAAGCGCCCCAAAGCACACAAUGCCGGCUCCAAGCGUCAAAAGUCAAAUGCCGGAAAGCGCGUGACGAGCGUUGAUUCGCUGGCAUGGAAGACGGUCGAGCUGCCCGAAAUGUAUGAUGAUGCCGAGGGCUUCUACGGCCUGGAGGAGGUGGAGGGCGUUGAGAUUGUGCGGGAUGGCGACACUGUAAAGUUUAUGGCUGCUGUUACUGCCGAGUCGGAUGCCAGUGAAGAGUUUGGGGGGUUCGAUGAUGCGCCAGAAGAAGCCGAUGGAGCUUUAGGGGAAAGCCCUACAGAGUCUACGGAGCAGACGGCACCCGUAACUCUAAACAAGGAGUCCAAAAAAAAGAAAAAGGGUUCCAAGGGUGAGGAGAAGACUGCGCCAAAACCCGACGCCAAGGAUCAAAAGAAGGAGAAAGAGAAGAAAGAAAAGAAGGAAAAGAAGGGCGCCAAGGUCGAGCAGGCCAAGGAGGACACUGAACUUGAAGCCAACGUCUUCGCCCAGGCCGCUGACCUCGCCGAAGCCGAGGCUGAGGACAACGACAUCGACAUGUCCCAGUGGGUCCCGCUUGACCUUUCCCCCCAGAUCCUGUCGUCUAUCGCACGCCUCAAGUUCGCCAAACCGACCGCGAUUCAAGCCAGAGCUAUUCCCCAAAUCAUGAACGGCCAUGAUGUUGUUGGGAAAGCAGCAACAGGCUCUGGAAAAACGCUAGCUUUUGGGAUUCCUAUCGUGGAGAGCUGGUUGGCCAAGAGAGCCGAGAACCAGACUGCCGAGAAGAAGGGGCCGAUCGCCAUGAUUCUUUCGCCGACUCGAGAACUCGCCCACCAAAUCUGCGAUCAUCUCAAGUUGCUCUGCGCCGGGCUCACCACCGGCCCCUACAUUUGUUCAGUGACCGGUGGCCUAGCGGUGCAGAAGCAGCAACGUCAGUUGGAGAGGGCCGACAUCGUGGUCGGAACGCCAGGUAGAAUGUGGGAGUUGAUGAGUUCAAGCAACUCUGUGCUCGGGUCACUCAGGGGUAUCGACUUUCUGGUUGUUGAUGAGGCGGAUCGGCUUCUCAAAGACGGCCACUUCAAGGACGCCGAAGAGAUUCUGAAGGCGAUAGACCGGACCGUGCCAGGGGAGGAAGCCGAUGGCGAUUCCGACGACGAGGCGCCGCGGCAUCACCGCCAAACACUCGUUUUCUCGGCCACUUUCAACAAGAACCUGCAGCAAAAGCUGGCCGGGAAAGCUCGUUUUAACCUUACCAGCGACACCGAAUCGCUAGAGUAUCUCCUGAAGAAGCUCAAUUUCCGAGAGGAGCGCCCCAAGUUUGUCGACACCAAUCCCAUUUCCCAGAUGGCCGAGAAUCUCAAAGAAGGCCUGAUUCAAUGCGCAACCGACGUCGCCGCGCGCGGGCUCGACAUCCCCAACAUCGACCUCGUCAUCCACUACCACGUACCACGGUCCGCCGACGACUACGUGCACCGGUCGGGCCGCACGGCGCGCGCCAGCACGUCGGGCAUCUCCAUCCUGCUGUGCGGGCCCAAAGAGGCGGUACCGACACAGCGCCUGAUCGCCAAGGUCCACGCCGCCGCCGCCGUCAACUCGUCGCGCGCGCAGCUCGCCAGCGCCGGCGUCGGCGUCCAUACCAUCGAUAUCGACCGCCGUCUGGUCUCGCACCUGCGUCCGCGCGUGGGGCUGGCGAAGAAGAUUACCGAGACGGGGAUUGCCAAGGAGAAGGGAGCGAAGGAGGAUGAUUGGAUGAGGAAUGCCGCGGAGGAGCUGGGGGUCGAGUUUAAUGCCGAGGAGCUGGAGGCUGCGGGGUUGUGGAAGGGGAAGGGCAGUGGCAAGAAGUUGAGGGAGAAGGAGGCGCGCGCGGUGACCAAGGCUGAGGUUAAGCAGUGGCGCUGGGAGUUGAAGGAGCUGCUUGCGAAGAGGGUUAAUACCGGCCCACGCCGUGAACUCCUCUCCUCCCCUCCGCCACCUUCUUCCAUCCCACCCCCCUCGCUCUCGCUAGCACCCGUACCCGUACCCGUACCCAUGUCCAUGCCCAUGUGCGUGCCCACGCUCAUUCUCAUGUCCCUAGUGGGGUCAUAUCGUAUCUCUGACCUGAUAUCGCCCGAGAGGCUGUGCGAGCGCGAGUAUGCGCGUGGCGGGGGCGUCGGGUCGGGGGAAUGCCAGAAGUCGGCUGGUGUGGGGUGGUCGCUGUUUUGGGGGUGGUUGUGGUGGCCGUCGUGGAGAAGUGCCCUGCAGCUGGGGGGGAUGCAAUCGCCGGGGCAGAAGGGACAGGGUGGUUGUGGUGGUGGUGGUGGUGGGGGUGGCGGCUGGUUUGUUAUGGUUGUGGUGGUGGUGGUGGUGGUGGUGGUGGUGGAGUUGUGUCGCUGGGAGCGCAGCCAUUUGGUGGCGGUUGUGAGGGUGCGUCGCCCGGGUCGUUUUCCCGAGGGACUGGGGCUGGUGGUGUCUGGGGUGGAGCUGCUGGUGGUGUGGGUGGUUUCGGAACUGGGGGGUGAUGUUGGUGGUGGUGGUUGUGCGAGCUCCGUGGUGGCGUCCUUGCCUGCCUCCUCGGCGAGGUGUUCCCACAGUGAGAGGGCUACCUCCUCGUGGAUGACCGGGACUUGGAUGAGGCGCCGGCAUGCGCGUAAGCCCUCGGAGCGAGAAAGCUGGCCGAUGGCAUGCAGAGAUGGAAGCGUCAGCUGGCAGUCGAUCGUGAUGUCGUUGGCAUGGUGGGCCCAGUGUUCGUUGACAAAUGCCCGGAUCACCUCGUCGGCUUCCCAGAUGGAAGCCCGGGUGGCCUCGUUCGCUUCCCAGAUAGCGUCCAGCUCUGAAAGCGUAGGCUCUGAUUUCUUGCUUGAGGACGAUUUGAAGGUUGUGUUGCUGGAGGAUGAGGCAAUCGAACCCCGGGACGCGGCGCUGGAUGACAGGGAACGGGAGAACCGUCUGAGGCCGGGAGUGGACUCUGACAUCGAUAACGAAAGGGAGUUUCGUAGAUAG
Chaetomium globosum CBS 148.51 is the source of this 3009-nucleotide messenger RNA. RefSeq lists its product as uncharacterized. The coding region runs from base 1 to 3009 and encodes 1002 amino acids. The transcript has 5 exons. The record is from RefSeq and is a predicted model, not a curated record. NCBI's taxonomy places the organism in Eukaryota, Fungi, Ascomycota, Sordariomycetes, Sordariales, Chaetomiaceae. Gene Ontology annotation, cellular component: nucleolus. Gene Ontology annotation, molecular function: RNA helicase activity; nucleic acid binding; ATP binding.